Didymodactylos carnosus is the source of this 2544-nucleotide messenger RNA. The record is from the annotation of a GenBank genome assembly. NCBI's taxonomy places the organism in Eukaryota, Metazoa, Rotifera, Eurotatoria, Philodinida, Philodinidae.
AUGGCAUCUAUUUUAAAACUUCAAGUUAUAUCUGGUGCCUAUAAUGAAGGACCAUUAGCCUAUUUAUUACAAACAGAUGAUUAUCGAUUUUUACUUGAUUGUGGAUGGGACGAAAAUUUUAGUCAAGAAAUUAUUGAUGAAUAUAAACGACAUAUAAAAUCGAUUGAUGCUGUACUUAUCACGUAUCCCGAUUUAUAUCAUUUGGGUGCAUUACCCUAUUUAGUUGGCCAUUGUGGUUUAAAAUGUCCUAUUUACGCAACAGUGCCUGUUUAUAAAAUGGGACAAAUGUUUAUGUAUGAUUUACAUCAGAGCCGUUUGAAUAACGAAGAUUUUAAUUUAUUUACGUUAGAUCAUAUUGAUGCGGCAUUUGAUCAAUUUAUAACAUUAAAAUAUGAUCAAUCAGUUGCACUCGAAGGAAAUGGUAACGGUCUUGUAAUAACACCAUUACCAGCUGGACAUAUGAUUGGUGGAACGAUAUGGAAAAUAACAAAAGAAGGUGAAGAAGAGAUUGUCUAUGCUGUUGACUAUAAUCAUAAAAAAGAACGUCAUCUGAAUAGUUCAAAUAUGGCUAAAAUUAAUCGACCAACAUUAUUGAUAACAGAUGCGUUAAACACAAUUUCACAAGGUCAACGGAAAACAAAAGAUGCAUUACUACUAACUACAAUAUUAGAAACAAUGCGUCGAGAUGGAAAUGUUUUGAUAUGUGUUGAUACAGCCGGACGUGUACUUGAAUUAGCAUUAUUACUAGAACAAUUGUGGCGUAAUGAAGCAUCUGGUCUGUUUGCCUAUUCAUUAGCAUUAUUAAAUAAUUUUAGUUUUCAAGUUAUUGAAUUUGCUCGUUCUCAAGUCGAAUGGAUGAGUGAUAAAAUUCAACGACAGUUUGAAGAAUUACGUGCAAAUCCAUUUAACUUGAGAUUUGUUAAAUUGUGUCAUAGUUUAUCAGAUUUGUCAAAAGUACCAGCACCAAAAGUUGUACUUGCUAGUCAACCAGAUUUAGAAUGUGGUUUUGCUAGAGAUUUGUUUAUUGAUUGGUGUCAAAAUGAGAAAAAUAGUAUUAUAUUAACAACGAGAACAAGUGUAGGAACUUUAGCAAGAGAAUUAAUCGAUAAUCCCGAUUUAAAAACAAUUGAAGUUGAAGUCCGUCGUAAAGUUCGAUUGGAAGGUGUUGAAUUAGAAGAACAUUUACAACGGCAACGUGAAUUAAAUUCUCAAAAAUCCGGUGAUAGUACGUUGAAUAAUUUAACAUUGAAAAAACAAUUAUCAAAUUCCAAAAAGAGAGCAAUUAAAAAUCGUACAUCUAUUGAUCAAAUGGAAAUAUCCGAUGAUGAAAAUGAAGAUGAUGAAAAUCUUGAUGAUGAAGACGAUGAAGAAAAUCGAAAAAUGAUUGAUACAGGAACAGUUUCAACUCCUACAGUACCAUUAUCCGGACUUAUUUUAACAAAUACUGACGAACAAACACCACAACCACAAACACCAUUGAUAAUAACAAAUCCAAUGCAAAAAGAACAACAACAACGUGGUUCUAAUACACAAGCCAUAUUUGCUCCAAAACGUAAAAAUUUUCCCAUGUUUCCCUAUAAAGAAGAAAAAUUUGUAUGCGAUGAUUAUGGUGAAAUAGUAAGUGUUGAUGAUUAUAUGAUUGUGGAUGUUAAACAUCCAAUACCAAAUGAAACAAAUUAUGGUGAUUCAGAUGAAAGACGUGGUGAUGCAUCAACUACGAAUAAUGAUCAGUUUGCAGAUAUAACAAAUGAGCAAUACAUAACAGGACCAAUAAAAGUACAACAACAUCAGUUAAAUGAUCAUCCACAUCAUCUAUCAACUCAACAACAACAUGUUCCAUAUAAAACAGUUUGUGAAAAACGAAAAUUAGAGUUAAAUUCAAAAAUAUUAUAUGUAGAUUUUGAAGCACGUAGUGAUAGAGAAUCAAUUGAAAAAUUAUUAAAUUCUAUUAAACCAAAAAAUUUAAUUCUUAUACAUGGUACUCAAGAAUGUGUUGAACAAUUAGAAAAAUAUUGUUUAACAAAACAAAUUGUUCAAGGCCGAAUAUUUUCGCCACGUGUUAAAGAAAUUGUUGACGCAACAACAGAAAGAAAUCUUUAUCAAAUCAAACUGAAAGACAGCUUACUGAGUUCAAUAACAUUUUCAAAAACUCGUGAUGUUGAUAUAGCAUGGGUCGAUGGAAUGAUAACGAAUGCAGCUAAUCAACAAACAACGACGGCAACAUCAGCAGCAACAACUGUCACAAAUAUUGGACAAUCAAAUGCCGAAUGGUAUUUAAAUCCUUUACCACGUGAUAUGAAAGAACAUAUGAUACCACAUUCAUCUGUAUUUGUUAACGAACCAAAAUUAUUACAUUUAAAAAUGAUUUUAAUUCAACAAUAUGGUUUAAGGGCAGAAUUUGUUGGUGGUGUUUUAACGUGUGAAGACAGCGUAGCAAUUAAGCGGGUUGAGGGUGGAUCUGGUCAAAUUAUUCUUGAAGGUCUCUUAUCUGACACCUAUUAUAAAGUUCGACGUAUUCUAUACGACCAAUAUGCAAUAUUGUGA